GCUGAUCCAUAAUGGGUGCAGAGGGCUUCACCCUCCAUGGCAUGGAGGGUCAUAAAUAAUUAUAUUUUCACUAGAGUUAAGAUUUUAAAAGUUUUGAGCUUUUUCAUCAUAGUAAAACUUUACUUUUUGUCUUGCCUUAGGUAGACCUUACCGUCCAAUUUCUCUGCGUGUCUUUUUGCCACAACCGACUGAUUCAGUGUUGGCCAAUAUUUUCGGGCAGAAUUGAUUGAUUGAUCCUGCAGUGAAGGGAACUCUAAACGUUCUGAGAUCAUGUACAAAAGCCCCUUCUCUCAAGAGAUUGAUCAUAAAAUCUUCAAUGGCAUCAGUUAUGUUCGACGGAAAGCCUCUGACACCUGAUGUGGUAAUUGAUGAGACUUGGUUUUCAGAUCCAACCUAUUGUGAGUCAAUAAAGCAUUGGUAUCUGUAUGCAAAAACCAUAGCUGAGAAGGCUGUCUGGAAAUUUGCAGAAGAAAGUGGAAUUGACAUUGUCAUAAUACAUCCAGGAUUUGUAAUUGGUCCUUUCUUACAGCCAACUCUAAAUGUCACUGUAGAGGUUAUUCUGAACUACGUAAAUGGUAAACUCUUUCUCAGUGCUCUGUCUUUGAAUGUAAUGAUCUCUAACAUGUUCAUUCUUUGUGAAUCUUGGGUUCCUUGCAUGGAGGAGAAACAUUUCCUAAUGAAAUUUACAGAUUUGUUGAUGUUACAUGUUGCAUCUGCACAUAUUCAAGCUUUUGAACAAGCUUCUGGUAAUAGCUAGAUAUUGUUUAGUCGGAAGAGUUGUACAUUUCUCCGAGUUCUUAAAGAUCGUUCGUACACAAUACCCUGCUCUGCAACUUCCUGAAAAGUUUUUUUUUUUCUUUCCUUUUCUUUUCCUUUUUUUUUUUGAGGGAUACAGGAUUUGACCGUUGUAGAAAUUGUUGUGCAUGAUGUUCUUGCUUAGCAGAUGUGAAGAUGAGAAGCCUUUUGCAUUAAAAUGUGAGGUUUCAAAGGAGAAAGCUAAGAGUUUAGGCAUCAACGUCAUUCCCUUGGAGGUGAGUGUUGUGGACACCAUUGAAUGUCUGAAAGACAAGGGCUUUCUUGGUGUCUGAAUCUUAUGUUAUAUUGAAACAAAAGUAAUGCAGAUGAUGCAUUCUUUGUUAACGAAUUCUGUUGUGUUGUUCUUCAUUUCCACAAGGAUUUUGUAAGUGCAGGAAGUGCAACCUUCUGUUGGAUCAGUUGAUUUUCUUAAUUCAUGGUAUUGUUAAAAAAUUUUGGUGUUUCUUCCCCUUUGCAAGCUCGGGCAGUA
Messenger RNA from Manihot esculenta (cassava), 1285 nucleotides. RefSeq names its product phenylacetaldehyde reductase-like. Bases 317 to 757 code for a protein of 146 amino acids. Gene Ontology annotation, molecular function: oxidoreductase activity, acting on the CH-OH group of donors, NAD or NADP as acceptor. The transcript is spliced from 2 exons. Lineage: Eukaryota; Viridiplantae; Streptophyta; Magnoliopsida; Malpighiales; Euphorbiaceae. The record is from RefSeq and is a predicted model, not a curated record.